CUCCACUGAGAGCCGACAGACUUUAAGUGGCUGCAGCCGAGAGAGAACGUAAUCUCAUGGACAUCUUGGGUUAUAUAACAGCAUGACCCGACGAAUCAUCCUUGUCAGGGUGGUACCGACUCAACUCCAAAACAGGGAAGAAGGAGAAGGAACGAGGAGACAUUCAAGUCACCAUCCAGUUCACCCGAAACAACCUGACAGCCAGCAUGUACGACCUGGUCAUGAAGGACAAGGGCGCCUCCACCUUCAGCAAGCUGAAAGAGCGCAUGAGGGGGAAGAGGAGAUCCAGUGACGACGACUCCUCGUCGGCCGUCCUGCCAGGCGGAUACGGGUCUUUGUAUCGGAUGCGGCAUCGGCUGCCUAGUGAUGGAGGCGGGGAGGAGGAUUACGAGGAUGACGAGGGAGGUGAGGCCCGACGGAGCAAGAUGAGGACCUUUUUCCUGAGAGGGAAGCUGAGGAAGUCAUCAGACACUCGCUCCAGCACAUCACUUGGCUCGGAGAGCAGUGAGUCGUCGUCUCGCGGUGGGAGCCUCAGUCCCACAGCCGGCAUCAGUGUGGUGGUUUCCGACCUCUCCAACUCGCCCAGUAACAGCAGCAACCUGACAGCAGACAACAGCCCAGAGCACACGGCAAACACGUCACCCAAGUCGUCCUCUCUCAAAUGUGAGUUUGGUGAUGAGGUCGGUGAGAUCACCAUAGCAGUGCCUCAGCUCACUGUGUCCUUUAACGGAAGCCAUGCCUACAGCGUUCAGCCCCUGGACCCAGGCUCAGGAAAACCCGCAGAUGCUUUAGGCCUGGGACCGUUGCAGAAGUCUUUGCCUCUCUCCAUGUCUCUACAGAACCUCAGCCCGCGGGCCGACACAGACGCCCGCAAAGGCCCCGCGGGAGACGGGCGCCGCUGGUCUUUUGACAAACCCGGCAAAGAGGAAAAGGCUGCCAUAGCGGCGGCUUUGGAGCAAAGCGGCCCCUUGCAGGCGGAGGAAGAGGAGUGUUUGACACAGGCUGCUCUGCCCAAAGCUGCCUCCACGGCGGAGUUGGAAAGCCACGGGAAGAAGCAGAGGAGGAACUUGUUCUCCCAUGGGCUGAGUCAGUCCAAGGAUGGGUCUGAACAGGCCCCCGCUGCCACUGAGGAGAAACACAAGGGAUGGUUCGGCUCAAAGGACUCGCACAGCAAACCCAGCCUGGUGGUGUCACCUAAACUAAAGCCCAGCACUGAUCCCCACCCACCACCCCUCCCUUCUAGUCACCACACCUCCGGUCCCCCUGUACAUCCUGCCUCUCUGGUUUCUCCACUGCAUCACACUAACCCCUUCUGCCACUCACAGACCACACCACCUCCCAUAUCCCCCUGCAACCCUUUCUUCUCUCUCCUCCAGCACAACCCUUUCUAUGAGGACAUGCUAACCAUUCAUCCCCUAAAACCAUUGCUGCCUCCUUUGCCCUAUCUCUCCAGUUCCCGGCCCCCCAUAGCUCAGCUCUUUCCGCAGGCGAGUAACCCUAACCCCAUUGUUGCCCACGACAACCCGACCACACAGGACUCCAUCAUUGGCACAGAUGCGAAGAUUGACCUGAUGGCCAAAGUUGAGAAACAACAGCAUCCUCCUGCUGCCAUCGAAAGGGAGAAACCUUUAAGCGAGAAGUCGUCCAACCCUUUUAUGUCUGCUGGGGAGCUGGAGCCGGAUUUAGAGUGGGACGAAUCCUUUGAAGCAUUUGCAGCUGGCAGGCUGCAGUCUCCCGAGGAUCUGACCACAGAUUGCAAAACACAGCAAAACACACCCAGUGACUAUCCACAAGAACACUGCAAUAAUAAAGGAACGUCACUACCCACAACAGAUGCUGACCAGAACACAAAUGUGAAUGACGCACUACAUCGUCAACCUUGCAGAAAAUUCUUAUCCGAAGCUCAUAAAGCCACCAGUCUGGUGACCAACACUAACACACAUCACCUUGACGCAUUCGCACAAUUCCUUGAAACAAUCCCAGAACACAGGAGCUUUGAGAAUGACAGCAUAACUUUAUAUACAUCUGCAGACUCACCAAAACUUGAUGCUUGCACUGAAACUAAUCAAGCUAACAGUACUACUAAUACAAAUGAUAUAACCAACACUAAUAUGCACCAAGCCCCGUGUCACACUUCAUCUACACAGCUCAACAGCAGCUCCCCAGAUCCUGGUUCAGCAGAAGAGGAUUUCCUCUCCUGUGUUUCUUCUUAUUCAGACAAAUUUUCUGCAUCCUCCUCCGGGGAAGCCGAGGCACAGAAGUUUGAAAGCGACAUCCUGGGCUUUGAGAAAUCCUCUGAGUCAGGUGAGGCUCAAAUUUCAAAGCCCUCAAAAUCUGAAAAAUCUGACAUUACUGACAGGCCAAAUGAUCAGUCUUCACUUGAUGUAGCCCAGCAAACGGUUAGUAAGCAGCAGGACAGCGAUGAAAGGGUAGAUUCAAAUGAUUUGGGGGGGUCUUUGGCACCACAGUCCCCGGUACAUCAGCAGCUGAUGAUCACUGCAAGAGAGAUGGAAACUGAAGGUGCAGAUGUUCAGACACUAAACAUUUCUAAUGUCAUGUACCCUGACCUGUUGCCAAACCUGUCUGAACUACAACCCAAAUCCAACAUCUCUUCACAGUCCGACGAUGAAAGUAGAGAGAAAGGCAUAAAUGAACUAAACAGCUCUAUAGUGGACUUUUCUAAGGAGUUCAAUGAUAGCUCUGUAAAUAACAGUACAGAUGUUAAGAGUCUUGCGACUCUAGAUGAUGAACUCUCCUCCACACUCCCAUCCUUAUACAUCAUAACCUCCUCCCCUGAGAUGAGGCAGAGUUCGUGGGCCUCACCCUUUGGGAGCACUAGUGUAGGAGGACAGGAUGCUAGCCAGUGUUCUCUAGAACCAUUUGGGGCUUUUGGAGAUUUACUUAAUACCCCUCCUGGGCAAGACCUAGACAACACACUACUGCACACUCGGAUGUCUGAUCAGAGCUCCAGCAGCUUUCUUCAAAGCCUUUAUGUCAGCACCGACUCGCAGGAUUACCAAACCUGUGAGUCUCACCCGUCCUCCAAGUGCUCCAUGGUCUCAGAGCCAGACGCGACGCUACACUCUGCGAACUCAACGCUCUGCGUUGAGCUGAGUGAGAUUCAGACGACUGCUGAUGCCGCUGUGGGCUUAGAAGAUUCCACUAGUGCAUCCAAGCUAUCUAAGAGAGAAAUCAACCGAGCUGGCAGAGUUGAAGAAUCCUCCUGUCAGACCGAUGCUAAGACGGCAACUCUGGAGACAGAUUUCAUGAUAGGGAAUGAUUUUGGUCUACAAGUUCUCCCUGCAACACUAACAGACUUUUACACGAGCUGUGAUCCUAAGAGGCUCAGCGCAAGAGGUGUGGAUGACGUGUUCUCAAAAUGCCCUCAGGCCCAGUCGCUACACCGCUCCCAGUCUGAGGGCACACUGACGCCCGCCUUUGACGAACUCCUCCUGCCCUCUUUUGGGAGUGAUCCCGGUGCAAUACAGGAGUUGUCCUCGGCUCAGCCAGGCCCCGAUCUCUCUUGUCUCACCUCCUUUGCUCCUUUUCUAACUCCUGAAAUUAGUAGCUCCCCUGUAGCGCUCUGUUCCUUCCCUGCCCUUGCCACCGCUUCGGCGAGGUCACCAUCCGGCACGGCACGAGCUGCUGUGCCAAAGCCUGAGGAGACGCAGCAGCAGCAGGCAGCCAAUCAGCAGAACAGCCCCCACCCAGUGAAGCCCCUGACCACUGCCAUGCUGGCUGAGGAGAAGCGGACUGAGGGCCGGUCAGUGCUGGCUACCGGGCUGGAGAAGCUCAAGUCCACCAUCCACCCGGGAAGGAGCAGCCAGCUCAGCGAGCAGGAGACAGACAGGAAGAAGUCUCUGACAGAGGGUGCGGGCUCCUACUACCACCUGACCCACAGCGAACUGGUCGCCCUGGUGGUGCAGCGGGAGGCGGAGCUGGAGAGGCAGAAGGCCGAGUCCGAGCGCCAGAGAGUUUUGCUGGCCAAGCGGGAGGUGGAGCUGAAGAAGCUGAAGCCGCAGGUCAGAGAUCUGGAGGACUACAUUGACACGCUGCUGGUGCGCAUCAUGGAGCAGAAGCCCACUCUCCUGCAAGUGCGCUCCAAGUUCAAGUGACGAAGGGGGCGGAAGGGGUUUGCAGUUCAGUCCUCAUCUGUUCACUCUUACCUCCACAACAGCGCUUUAGUCUUUUCACUGCUAUGCCGUCCUUUUUGAUACAAAUAUUUAGGCACUUGAGAGACGUCGAGGCGAUGUUUUCCGGUCGGCAUGCUUUACUGUACUGAAACGCGUUCUCGUCAAAAGGUUUGGUUCGGGUGGUUCUGAAUGUAGCGGGUCCUCAGGUUGUUUUCAGGUUCACACAGCCAGUUGGUUUUAAGCCCUCAGAGGAGUGAGCCCAGUGGGUUUAAAACCCAGAUGCUUCCACGUUGGGGUCCUGAUUGUAGAAACACUGAUUCCUCCUUUUCACCUCACACGUCACUUCUAUCACCUUAUCACAAAAGAGAGAAACUGUAGGGUUUCAAUCCAUAACAAAGUAUACACUUCUUCUAAAGGGUUGCAAGUCUGUCGGGAAAGGAGCCACGCUGGUGGUUUUGCAUGUUUUAGUCCAAUAAUCACAAAUUGUCAGAUCAAUACUGGCCUUUUCCAUAGCGUGCCGUCGGUUUUUAGAUGGAUUUACCUUCUUUCGGGGCAGCCAUUGGUGUCCGUUUAUGUCAGUGCAGCAUUUCAUCCAUUUAGUCUAUGAAAUUUCAAAAAACCCUACAGUUCAUAACCCAAAGAAAUUUGACUUAAAAUGAUACAACAAGUCCCUUCAUUGUAAUCAUUUUCUGAAGAUCACUCAAUCGACUAAUCAUUUCAGGUUCUUCUUAAAUUUUGCUUUAGAAAAUACUCAGCCUGAGUGUCGAGCGUACGCGGUUUCUGUUUCGUGAGUAAAACGUGCAAAACCAUCAAUAUGUUUCUCAUGUAUUUUCUGUAAUGAUGUGACUGGUGUCACUUUUUCCAGAUAUAUAUAUAUACACAUGUCUACACAUGUUGUUUUGGAUUGACACUCUGCAGAUGUUCCUUGAUGAGUAUCGAGUGCUCUGACUAGUUUUUGAAACUACAAACCAAAUGCGCGGUGUGAGAGUUCCGCCGCGUCACAUGCACAUUACUGGGAACUGACUGUAGCUGAUGAAUGUUCAAAAGUGUUCUUAGCCAGCGAGUGAAUGGUUUUAUUUCCCACGCACGGUAAGUGCUGUUUAUCCUUUGCUCGUUCCUUCCUCUUCUCCCCUCUCCUUUCUCUUCUUUCUGUUCCACGGGCAUGUCUUGAGAUUACCCAUAAUGCUCAGCCGCAUAAGCUAACCGUUUUUGUUGUAUGGGUCGCUGUGUUAUCAGGUGAAGACAGUAUCACUCCGUAUCCGAAACGGUACCAAGAUCGGCCAUCACCGCUGCCCCGAUCUCAUGCGUCUGCUGUCCCGCGUGUGCGUUAUCGACACGACUCCACCGCAUUGAGAAGAUGCCUGCGACAUGCUGGUACUUGACUCCCGCUCCCUCGGCGUCUGUGCGUGUCACAUCCGCUUCUGCUCAGACAAGCAUAGCACUACUGCUUUCAGGUGUUAUAAAGGGAUACUGUAUAUACUGCAUUUUACAGCAUAUAUAUGCCGUGUGGAAAUGCCAAAUGCUGCCUUAUUUUUGUUUUGUUUCGACGUUCAUUAAAAAUCGAGCACUUCAUUUUACCUGUUGGGGCCUGGGGCAGGUUUUGAAAAAGAAAAGCCAUCUGUUCGCCGAAAAAAAAAAAAUGUUCUUCUUCUUCUUCUUCUUCUUUUUUUUUAUUUUUUCACUUCUUCUGACGCUUUGUUAUGAUAUCGUUUUAGAUCACUGCACAAAAAUAAAUUGUAUGCAUACCAGUAGAAAAUGAGCAGCAACAGUGAUUUCCUGUGAAAUGCCAAAAAAAAAAUAAAAUAAUAAAAAGCCUUGAAACUUAAUCUAUGGAGCAGAUUGAUACACCAUAAAGUAUUCUGAUAUGAUGCCACUUUUAACAGCAUUUGUGGAUGUCCUUGCACUACUUAACCAUCAGAACAUAACUCUACUGUACCCGUCUGUCUGAUAUCGGUAUAGUUAGACCUACUUCACACCGUACUGCACUUUCUGAUCGCUCUGUGACUUAAGCACCUGGCCUACUUUGACACCACCACCACCACCACCACCACCACCACGACUAGCCAGUGAGCUUGAAGCAUACGGAAGGAUCCAAAACCGUCUUGUCAUCGCAGUCCUGCUGUGCGACUGCAAUACCAAGAGCAUAGAUGACUGUAGAGACAUAUCAAAUGUGACUCGGCACUCAUGAAGCGCAAGAAUAAGCGUCCUCUUCCAUGUCUUCCAUUUAAAAAAGUUUUUUUUAUUUAAGUUUAAACUGAUUGUAUUUUGUCCUUGAUUGUGUAGCUGGUGGAAUGUGCUUAAGGUAGUAUGUAAGAUUGGAAAGUUUACAAGUCGUGAUGCAAUUCUGUUUCACAAAUUUUGUAUAUUUAAUAAAGAAUAUUUUGUGUUUCUUGCUCACUGUA
This is a messenger RNA of Xiphias gladius (swordfish), 6535 nucleotides long. It is a transcript of the gene rab11fip5a, whose product is annotated as RAB11 family interacting protein 5a (class I). Gene Ontology annotation, molecular function: small GTPase binding. Bases 207 to 4115 code for a protein of 1302 amino acids. The record is from RefSeq and is a predicted model, not a curated record. Gene Ontology annotation, biological process: regulated exocytosis. Gene Ontology annotation, cellular component: early endosome; recycling endosome; phagocytic vesicle. Lineage: Eukaryota; Metazoa; Chordata; Actinopteri; Istiophoriformes; Xiphiidae. The transcript is spliced from 6 exons.